UUAGGCGUGCGGCGGUGCCUCAUACAGUGAUAAACCUCUGCGAUUAAAAAAAAAAAAUAGAGCUGAGUUGAUAUUAGAGCUAGACCCGUGGAAAGGAGCCGAACCCAGGCCCGGUUCGUAGCGCUGGGGCUCUGUCCGCUCGCAGAGAUGGUUGUCCGGAGUGGGCUGUAGAUUCCUGCGGCGGAACUGAAGAGGAUGGGCUCAGUGUCCCAGUGCCUGAGGAGAUGUCUCUGGGUCGGCUCCUUCGGCGUGCCUCCUCCAAAGCCUCCGACCUCCUGACCUUAAAUCCCGGGGCGGGGGGCUCAUCAUUGCGCUCGGGGCUGGAUGGCGAGAUCAUCUUCUCAAAGAAUAAUGUUUGCGUUCACCCUGCGGAGCCCCUCCCGGGCCUGGCUGAGCACCACCCAGGAUACUUGUGCGUACACGUGGAGAAAGACGAGUGCCUGGGCUCCACGCUGAUUCUGACGUGGGUGCCAAAUUCCCGCAUCCAGAGGCAGGACGAGGAGGCGCUGAGAUACAUCACUCCGGAGAGUUCGCCUGUGCGCAGGAACGCCCGCCGCAGAGGCAGGAGGCCGCGCUCACGUCCUCCAGCGGCCGCUCCAGAGGAAGAGGAGGACGAGGAGAGGAACAUCACCAGCAGCACCUCUGCCCAGAGCCUGGUGGGUGAGAGCGGCUCGGACCCCUCCUCUAACCAGCAGCAGCUUCUUUUUGCCGGGGAGGAGGGUGAUGAAGGGUCCUACGAGCUGUCGGACGAGGUGAGCCGGGACAGCACCAUGGGCUCCGACUCGGACACCUUCUCCUCGCCGUUCUGCCUGUCGCCUGUCAGCGAGGCUCUCUGUGAGAGCAGCGGCUCUGUCUUCCUGGACCCUGAAAGCAGGGAACUGUGUGAGGAGUCCAUGAACCACUCUGUGAGCUCUGCGUCCAGCCUGGACAGCCAUGCCCUGUCCGAGGGCGGCGGCCAGUCGCAGGCCAUGCGCUGGGAGGAGCAACAGAAGCUGCUGGCUCUGGAGCAGCUGUGUGGAGUCUUCAGGGUGGACCUGGGUCACAUGAGGUCGCUGAGACUCUUCUUCAGUGAUGACGCGUGCACUAGUGGUCAGCUUGUGAUAGCCAGCAGGGAGAGCCAGUAUAAGAUCCUUCACUUCCAUCAUGCUGGUCUGGACAAACUGGCUGAGGUCUUCCAGCAGUGGAAAUGCUGCAGGGAAACCCAACCUAAAGACCAGGUGUCGGAUGAAAAGUCCUGCAUGCAGUUUUCCAUCCAGAGGCCCACACUGCCAUCAGCCGAGACGCACCCCGAGGAGAGGCUUUACAGGCGAGUGGACGUCGCCGCCUGGCUGCGUCACAUCAACCACAGCGGGCAGGUGGAGGAAGAGUACAAGCUGCGGAAGGCUAUCUUCUUUGGCGGCAUCGACCCGUCCAUCAGAGGCGAGGUGUGGCCCUUCUUGCUGCACUACUAUAGCUACGACUCCAGCUCUCAGGAAAGGGAGGCCUGGAGGCUGCAGAAACGAGCUCACUACCACGACAUCCAGCAGAGAAGAUUAUCCAUGAGCCCAGAGGAGCACAGCGAGUUCUGGAGGAAAGUCCAGUUCACGGUGGAUAAAGACGUGGUCAGAACGGACCGCAGCAACCACUUCUUCAGAGGAGAGAACAACCCGAACGUGGAGAUCAUGAGGCGGAUUCUGCUCAACUAUGCGGUGUUUAAUCCCGACAUGGGUUACUGCCAGGGCAUGUCCGACCUGGUGGCCCCCCUGCUCACUGAGAUCCAAGACGAGAGCGACACGUUUUGGUGCUUCGUCGGCCUCAUGGAGAACACCAUCUUCAUCAGCUCCCCGCGUGACGAAGACAUGGAGAGGCAGCUGAUGUACCUGCGGGAGCUGCUGCGCCUCAUGCUGCCGCGCUUCCACCAGCACCUGACCCGCCUGGGAGAGGAUGGCCUGCAGCUGCUGUUCUGCCACCGCUGGAUCCUGCUCUGCUUCAAGAGAGAGUUCCCCGACACCGAGGCGCUGCGCAUGUGGGAGGCCUGCUGGGCACACUACCAGACAGACUACUUCCACCUCUUCCUGUGCGUGGCCAUCAUUGUCCUGUACGGGGAGGACGUGACGGAGCAGCAGCUCGCCACCGACCAAAUGCUGCUCCACUUCAGCAACCUCUCCAUGCACAUGAACGGAGAGCUGGUGCUGCGUAAGGCCCGCAGCCUCCUCUACCAGUUCCGCCUUCUUCCCAGGAUCCCCUGCAGCCUGCACGACCUUUGCAAGCUUUGCGGCCCGGGGAUGUGGGACAGCCGCUACAUCCCCACGGUGGAGUGUUCAGGAGAGCACCCAGACUCCCUGAGCUGCCCCUAUGGAGGCACCUCCACCCCACAACCCUCCUCCCCCUCGCCGUCGUCCUCUCCAAACCACACGCCCACGCCGGACGGCAAGAGAGGCUCCAAAAAACGGGAUAUUUUCACCUUCCGGAAACAGUCCUGAGGGGUUAUUACUUUACUAUUAGUUUCACUAUCUAUAACAAGAAUUUAUUUUUCCUUUUGUUUUUGUACUUGAACUUUUCAUUUGGUGCAAUGUUGAACACUGCCUUACCAGGGCGUU
Poeciliopsis prolifica (blackstripe livebearer) is the source of this 2579-nucleotide messenger RNA. RefSeq names its product TBC1 domain family, member 16 (gene tbc1d16). Gene Ontology annotation, molecular function: GTPase activator activity. Gene Ontology annotation, cellular component: early endosome. Gene Ontology annotation, biological process: activation of GTPase activity. The record is from RefSeq and is a predicted model, not a curated record. Bases 225 to 2462 code for a protein of 745 amino acids. The transcript is spliced from 13 exons. Lineage: Eukaryota; Metazoa; Chordata; Actinopteri; Cyprinodontiformes; Poeciliidae.